GCAAGAAGAUGGUUAAUAAACUAUUAAAGCAAAAACUAAAUAAUGAUUUACAAACACAAUUGUCUAAGAAUCAGCUAUCAAAAUCGUCAAGGAAGAGAUUGAAUAGAAAGCAGAAAGGGAAUCUAAACGUUGACUUGACGGAUAUAAAGAAUGAUUUAGAGGAUAUGACAACCGAUAAGCCAACUAAUAAGGAUUUGAUAACUAAGAAUAAGAGCAAGAAAACAUCAUUAUCUAAUAAGCAAAGGAACAAAGAGUUACAAAAUGAACAGAAGAGGAUGUCAACGAUUCUACAGACGAAGCAAUUCAAAGAUAAUCCAUUUGAAAUUUUAAAGCAACACGCUAGUAAUUCAAUAGAGAAUCGCUCUUCAAGUUGAACCAUCAUCAUCAAAUGGAUAGUGACUUAACAGAAAAGCAAUUAAAUAAAUGGAAGAAAUCUGAAUUGGUUGAUAAAGCCAAAGAAUUAAAUUUAGUUUUUAACUUAAAAGAUAAAAAGUCUGUUUUAAUUGAAUUAAUCGUUAAUAAUCAAAACGCUAGUCAUCACGAUAGUCAGGACGACGGCUCAGUUGAUGAUCACCCAAAGGAUAGCAGCUUAUCGCCUAAACCUCAAGCUGAUCACGACAGCCAAUCCCAAAAGAAGAACAGUCCAACACCGACACGUAGUCACAGUCCACAUUCUGAUACCAAUCAGACGCGUCAUUUGACCAGAUCGCGUGAAAAUUCCAUAUCCGAAAAUCAACCACAACAACAGCCAUCUAACAACGAAGAUGAAACUGAAGAACCCGAAAACGUACAAGAUGAACAUCAAGGUACACCAGUAAAGCCACCAAGAUCAUCUCAGAAGUCUAAGUCACCUAGAAAUAAUUCGUCGGAUUCACAAAAACAGAGAAUAUCCCUACCAGACGCCUCCGAUGAAUCCAAUGACAAAUCAAGAUCUACUGCUCGUAAAUCAACGGGUAGUCGGUCAACAUCUAUUGAUAUCAACACAAUAAAAGAACUACAGAAAGAUCAAGAAGUUUCUAAAUUUAAUUAUGAGACUCUCAAAAGAACACUCAAUGAUGUUAAAGAUGACUUCCGAGGGGAAUUUCAUGAUAUAUCUGCAAAAGUCUCAAGUUUAUUAGACGAUCGUAGUGAAAGGGAAAAUGAAAUGCAAAAGUGGAAAGAUGUUUUCAGUCGCAUGAUUGAUGAGAAGUUGAAACCUCUAAAUGAUCAAAUGGAAACACUUCAACAAACUUUAGAUAAAGUUCAAUCAUCUUCACAAUCAGAGAAAACACAGUCAGUAAAUGCGAACAUACCAUUAUUAUCUAGGACGACAAUAAAUCAACCAACUCCUCGUAACAAAACCAUAGAGAGAGUUCAAACUCAAACUCAACGUGAAGAAUUAUCAAAUCCAUCCCCUGCUCCUAGAAUGCUUGGAAAGCAUUCACGACCACGGGAUUCGACUGAUAGUGACAUUGUUGAGACAAUUUUAUUGGAUGAUGACAAUCAGGAAUCUCGCUAUGAUGAAGAUGAAGAGCAACCACCACCAAAGAAAAGGUUUAAAGCAAGUGCAAACAUAUGGGGAGGUGCUUUAUCAUUAGAGCCAACAAAAUCUAUGCCAGACGUAUCGAAUACAGCUAUGAUGCCUACAUUUGGACCUCAGUUUAAUAAUGUUGCAAUAGUUAAUACCUCAAAUGAAGAGAGCUUAGGAAAUGGUGAGAAAGAUAAGAGUGUACCACCACCAACUCCACCUGCCACCAAAACACGUUAUGGUACAGAAAGAGAUUAUGAUAAUCGCUUUGCUGAUUAA
Molecule: messenger RNA, 1786 nt
Organism: Wallemia mellicola CBS 633.66
Lineage: Eukaryota; Fungi; Basidiomycota; Wallemiomycetes; Wallemiales; Wallemiaceae
Exons: 3
Coding region: 389-1786 (465 amino acids)
Source: RefSeq, a predicted model, not a curated record